Globicephala melas (long-finned pilot whale) is the source of this 5241-nucleotide messenger RNA. It is a transcript of the gene GRM6, whose product is annotated as glutamate metabotropic receptor 6. Gene Ontology annotation, biological process: regulation of synaptic transmission, glutamatergic; G protein-coupled glutamate receptor signaling pathway. Gene Ontology annotation, cellular component: plasma membrane. Lineage: Eukaryota; Metazoa; Chordata; Mammalia; Artiodactyla; Delphinidae. The record is from RefSeq and is a predicted model, not a curated record. Gene Ontology annotation, molecular function: adenylate cyclase inhibiting G protein-coupled glutamate receptor activity.
CAGGGCUCUCGGCAUCUGUCACUGUCCCGUCCUGAACCGACAGCGGCUGGCGCGGUCCCCGAGCCGAUGGCCGGAAUCCUGCCGCUGCUGACGCUGCUGCUGACGCUGGCGCAGGCGGGCGUGGCGGGCGCCGCGGGCUCGGUGCGCCUGGCGGGCGGCCUCACGCUGGGCGGCCUGUUCCCGGUGCACGCGCGGGGCGCGGCGGGCAGAGCGUGCGGGCCGCUGAAGAAGGAGCAGGGAGUGCACAGGCUCGAGGCCAUGCUGUACGCGCUGGACCGCGUGAACGCCGACCCCGAGCUGCUGCCCGGGGUGCGCCUGGGCGCGCGGCUGCUCGACACCUGCUCGCGGGACACGUACGCGCUGGAGCAGGCGCUGAGCUUCGUGCAGGCGCUGAUCCGCGGCCGCGGCGACGGCGACGAGGCAGCCGUGCGCUGCCCAGGCGGCGUCCCCCCGGUGCGCGCCGCGCCCCCUGAGCGCGUGGUGGCUGUCGUGGGCGCCUCGGCCAGCUCCGUCUCCAUCAUGGUCGCCAACGUGCUGCGCCUGUUUGCGAUACCCCAGAUCAGCUACGCCUCCACGGCCCCUGAGCUUAGUGACUCCACACGCUAUGACUUCUUCUCCCGCGUGGUGCCACCUGACUCCUACCAGGCCCAGGCCAUGGUGGACAUCGUGCGGGCAUUGGGAUGGAACUACGUGUCCACGCUGGCCUCCGAGGGCAACUAUGGCGAGAGUGGGGUUGACGCCUUUGUGCAGAUCUCCCGAGAGGCUGGGGGGGUCUGUAUUGCCCAGUCCAUCAAGAUUCCCAGGGAGCCAAAGCCAGGAGAAUUCAAUAAGGUGAUCAGGAGACUCAUGGAGACACCAAAUGCCCGGGGCAUCAUCAUCUUUGCCAACGAGGAUGACAUCAGGAGGGUCCUGGAGGCUGCACGCCAGGCCAACCUGACCAGCUACUUCCUGUGGGUUGGCUCAGACAGCUGGGGAGCCAAGAUCUCACCCAUCCUGAACCUGGAGGACGUGGCCGUGGGAGCCAUCACCAUCCUGCCCAAGAGGGCCUCUAUUGAUGGAUUUGACCAGUACUUCAUGACUCGCUCCCUGGAGAACAACCGCCGGAACAUCUGGUUUGCUGAGUUCUGGGAAGAGAAUUUUAACUGCAAACUGACCAGCUCAGGUACCCAGUCAGACGAUUCCACCCGCAAAUGCACAGGUGAGGAACGCAUCGGCCGGGACUCUGCCUACGAGCAGGAAGGGAAGGUGCAGUUUGUGAUUGAUGCUGUGUACGCCAUUGCCCACGCCCUCCACAGCAUGCACCAGGCUCUCUGCCCCGGGCACGCAGGCCUGUGCCCGGCAAUGGAGCCCACCGACGGGCGGACACUGCUGCAGUAUAUUCGAGCUGUACGUUUCAAUGGCAGCGCAGGAACCCCUGUGAUGUUCAAUGAGAACGGGGAUGCACCCGGGCGAUACGACAUCUUCCAGUACCAGGUGACCAAUGGCAGUGCGGGCAGUGGCAGCUACCAGGCUGUGGGCCAGUGGGCGGAGACCCUCAGACUGGAUGUGGAAGCCCUGCAGUGGUCGGGAGACCCCCGAGAGGUGCCCGAGUCUCAGUGCAGCCUCCCCUGUGGGCCGGGAGAGCGGAAAAAGAUGGUGAAGGGCGUCCCCUGCUGUUGGCACUGUGAGGCCUGCGACGGGUACCGCUUCCAGGUGGACGAGUUCACUUGCGAGGCCUGCCCCGGGGACAUGAGGCCCACGCGCAACCACACGGGCUGCCGCCCCACGCCAGUGGUCCGCCUGUCCUGGUCCUCGCCCUGGGCGGCCCCGCCCCUCCUCUUGGCCGUGCUGGGCAUCAUGGCCACCACCACAGUGGUGGCCACCUUCAUGCGGCACAACAACACGCCCAUAGUCCGGGCCUCUGGCCGCGAGCUCAGUUACGUCCUCCUCACCGGCAUCUUCCUCAUCUACACGGUCACCUUCCUCAUGGUGGCUGAGCCCGGGGCGGCUGUCUGCGCUGCCCGCAGGCUCUUCCUCGGCCUGGGAACCACCCUCAGCUACUCUGCUUUGCUCACGAAGACCAACCGCAUCUACCGCAUCUUUGAGCAAGGGAAGCGCUCGGUCACGCCCCCACCCUUCAUCAGCCCCACUUCGCAGCUCGUCAUCACCUUCAGCUUCACCUCCGUGCAGGUGGUGGGAGUGAUGGCCUGGAUGGGGGCCCAGCCCCCACACAGUGUGAUUGACUAUGAAGAGCAGCGGACGGUGGAACCAGAGCAGGCCAGAGGGGUGCUCAAGUGCGACAUGUCAGAUCUCUCCCUUGUCGGCUGCCUGGGCUACAGCCUCUUGCUCAUGGUCACAUGCACGGUGUAUGCCAUCAAGGCCCGUGGCGUGCCUGAGACCUUCAAUGAGGCCAAGCCCAUUGGCUUCACCAUGUACACCACCUGCAUCAUCUGGCUGGCUUUUGUGCCUAUCUUCUUUGGCACUGCCCAGUCAGCUGAAAAGAUCUACAUCCAAACCACCACACUGACUGUGUCCUUAAGCCUGAGUGCAUCGGUGUCCCUCGGCAUGCUCUAUGUACCCAAAACCUACGUCAUCCUGUUUCACCCGGAGCAGAACGUGCAGAAGCGGAAACGGAGCCUCAAGACAACCUCCACAGUGGCAGCCCCACCCAAGGGCGAAGGCACAGAGGCCCCCAAGUAGCAAGUAAGGAAUGAAUGGGACAAUUGCUCCCCGUCCUCUGUUCUUUUCUUUCCCUUGCUUCAUGGUGGAAGCUGUGAAAAGCCCAGAUCUGCAGUGAGCAAUCAGGGUGGGGAGUCCACAAAGGCCACGGCCACCAAGAUGGAGCUGACCUGGACCCACAGGACACCUUUUUCUGUUUUUCUGUGCAUGAUGGCAUCAUACUUCCUCACUGCAGACCAGACUUUCUACUCAUGGUGGGAAACAGCCACUGAGAGAACCCUACUCUGGAGAGGGACUAAACUUAUACUCACUGAUUUGAAGUUCAGAGAUCAUGAUGAAGCCCUGGGCUUGGCCCAGUGUGAGUGGAUUUCCACCCCUUGAUCAACCACCAGAAUUUGGGGAUUGGGCAGCAUGUGAGAAUAUGUAGACCCCAGAAUGAAAUUCAGGGUUGGAGUCAGGGAGGAGCAGUUUCCACAAGAGCUCUGUGGGUCUGUAUUUUGGACUAACUUGGGCUUGGGUAAAUAUUUUGCUGGUACAGAGGGAUCGAGCCUUGGAUGAGAGCCCUGUGAGAGAAGAUGGGCCUGCACAGGACAGGGGAAUGAGCAGAGGGAACUGGCGUGCUCCCAUGAGAUUAUUUGUGGCAGGGUCUUUUCCUCGAGGUCUUUUCUCCUGGGAUCUGGGGGAUGUCACACUUAGAGAACUGCUUUUUUUUCCUUUCCCAUGUGUAUUCCCUUAAAUGAACCCUGAACUUUAAGAAAAUCAGAUACACUUGUGUGGUGGUAGGGGUGUGAGAAUAAACUAGCAAGGGUGGUGUUUGCCCUCCUCUGAUGCCUGUAAGGGACGGUGUUCACAAGUUCUAGGUUGGGACCAGUGACAGAGAGAGUUGUGUCCAUGGCGAAGAUUAAUUCCAAGUGGAAAACUUAGGAUGAACAUCAAAACUGUUCUCUUCCAAUAUUUCCUGGGGAGAUCCCCUUCGAAAGGCAAGCAUGAGGCAUGGGAAGGAAGAUGCUUGGACUUCAAAUGCAUUUUUCAUUAAUCUUUUUUUAACAAGAAGUUCAGUUUAAGUUAAUGGAAUUUUAUUUCCCUGGGGUAGAAUUUAAAUUUGUUAAAUUGACUUUUUUUAUUUAUCAGUAUGAAUUCUCUAGUAUCUAAUGUCUGGAACUGAUUCUGAAGAUCAACAACACUUCAUACAACAUGGAGACUCUUCCUUAGACAGAGUCUCUGCAUAAUCCAUUUUGACCUUGGGACUAGGUGUUUCUGCAUUCUUUAAUAGGGCUUCUCCUCAGAAUAACAUUUUUGGUGUACAGAUUCUCCUUCCUCACAUUUGUUGCAUUCCUAGGAAUUCUCCACAGUGUGAGCUAUGACAUUUCAUAUAUUGCUGGAUGCUUACCAAAAUUCAUUAUUUCAUACAGGUUAGCUCCUGUGUGGGUUUCCUGAUGUACAAUGAGGUGUGUUUUCUUACUGAUGGUUUUUCCACAUUAGUGCUUUGAUAGGGUUUUUCUCCUAUAUUAACUCUUAGAGAACAAUGAGCUCUGAUCUCCGAAUGAAGGUUUUCCUGUAUUUAUUAUUUUCUUGGUGUUUCUCUUGGUAUGAAUUCUCUGAUGUGCCGUGAGUCUUGACUUCUAGUUGAAAACUUUUCCACAGUUUUACAUUUUUGUGGUUUUACCCACUCUGAACUCUGUGACUUAGAUUUUGGAUGAUUUCUUAGUAAAAGCUUUUCCACAUUUAGAGGUUUUCUCCCCAUGUGAAGUUUCAGACUUAGAGUCCUGGUUUCCCGCUGAAGACUUUCAUAUACUCCCCACAUUCAUUCAGACUGGUCUCUCUGAUGUGGAUUCUUUGAUGCACAGUGAGUUCUGUCGUCUUCUUCUGGGCCUUCUCACAUUCAGUCCACUUGUAGAAGAUGCAUGCACCAUUUUGUGUGCAGUGGGGGCAUCCUCUAUUGCUAAAGGCAUUGUCAUAUUUAGUACAUUUGUGAGAUUUCUCUCCUUUCUGAAUUCUCUAAUGUGUACAAAAAGUCCUGACUCUUGGAAGAGGGCUUUUCCACAUUCAGUGUGUACAUAAUGUCUCUACCUUGGAUCAUUUCUUUGAUGUUCAGUGGGGGUUGACAAAUCCUUGAAGGUUUUUCCAUGCUCUUUGCAUGCAUAGUUUGCCUUCUCCGAUGUCCAAUCAAUCAAUUUGAACCCCUGAAAAAAGUUUUUCCCCCAAAUUUGUGGAAUUUAUAAGGCAUUCUGCCUAUGUGUUUCAUUUUCUGUUGAAUAAGAGCCAGGCUAUACCUAUAGGCUUUCUCACAUUCAUUGUCCUUGAAUGAUUUCUCACCAGUAUGGAUUAUAUAUUCCAGUGAAAACGGGGUUCUGGUUGGAGGCUUUUCCACAUUACAGUCACAGUAUUUCUCUCCAGUGUGAGUUCUCUAAAGCAGAGUAAGAUUACAUUUUGUUAUAAGCUUUUAUUCACCAUGUUCAAUGUGUUGAGACUUGUACAGGAGGGAUUUUUUUAUAUUACUUAUAUUCUUAUGCAUUUUGUCUAGUUUGGUUUUUAGUGGACACAUUUAUAACAUUUAUUACAACUUUGUCACAUUUAUUACAU